UGUCGUCACUUCCGGGAGGCAUUCCUAGCCUGGGAAAAAAAAGCGGGGCUGGGAGCUCUCUGUACAAACAACACGCCGAAGAGUGAUCAGCCAUGUCAUAAGACAACACUGAAAUCUGACCGAAUCUGUCAUCGGUUCAUAAAUUCAAUCUUUGUCAUUUUUUUCCCAGGACUGACCGACACGUAUAUCGACGAGGCCGUGCAUGAACUGGAAAGCACUGACGUUUAGCCGAAUAGCUCAUUCAAGACAAAAGCUUCAGCAGGACAGAUAGUAUGCUGAGUAAAGCAGCCACUAUGGAGAUCCCUAUCAACCGUAACGGAGACACGAGGACGCUGGCGGAGGAUGACAGCCUUGAACAGGUUGCUAAGCUACAGUGGAGCUUAGAUGAGAAGGUAGGCAGUUUCACAAUCACCAGGGACCUACAGCAGGUGAUGGUGUCUGGACCCAAUCUGAAUGAGACCAGUAUCGUAUCCGGAGGUUAUGGGGGUACAGCUGAGGGAAUCAUUCCUACCAGCUCCAUUAAAGGCCCUGCUGUGCGCUACAACGCUCAGUUUAACAGACGCAUCCCAGUCACAGGACAAGGUUCCAGUAUGCAGGACAGUAGAAGCAGCAGUUCCACGACUGCAGAGGAGGCCUCCAGAGGAGUGGCUGUAGAGAAACUGGACUUUAUGAAGCAAUGGGGCCUCAACACCUACAAGUGCACUAAACAGAUGAUCGCAGAGCGCUUUGGUCGUGGUUCUCGGACUGUGGAUCUAGAACUGGAGGCUCAGAUAGAAGUUCUCCGGGACACCAAGAGGAAGUAUGAGACUGUGCUGCGAUUGGCCAGAGCCCUGACCAAUCACUUGUACAGCAUGGUGCAGACGCAACACGCCCUCGGGGACACAUUCACCGACCUCAGCCUGAAAUCACCUGAACUACGGGAUGAGUUUGGGUACAACGCAGAGACCCAGAAGUUAUUAUGCAAGAACGGAGAGACACUGCUAGGAGCCAUCAACUUCUUUGUGUCCAGCAUCAAUACACUGGUUAACAAGACCAUGGAGGAUACGCUGAUGACCAUCAAGAUGUACGAGGCUGCUAGGUUGGAGUAUGAUGCAUACAGGGCAGACCUAGAGGAGUUAAGCGUUGGACCCAGGGAUGUGGUGAACAUGGCCCGUAUAGAUACAGCCCAGGAGCAGUACCAGAUCCACAAGGACAAAUAUGAACGUCUUCGCUCCGACGUCACUAUCAAACUCAACUUCCUGGAUGAAAACAAGGUAAAGGUGAUGCAUAAACAGCUGCUCCUGUUCCAUAAUGCCAUCUCAGCGUACUUUGCUGGGAACCAGCAGCAGUUGGAGCAGACCCUGAAGCAGUUCAACAUCAAGCUGAGGCCCCCAGGGGCCGACAAACCUUCCUGGCUUGAGGAACCAUGAGGGAGGGAGCCACAGGAGACAGGGCAGCCCAGGAAAGGCCCUCCUAACCUGGGAAACAGCGGACCCCCCAAAACCCUUACUAUCCACUACAGUGGACCACGGACGGACAGACAGACGGACAGGACUACGUAGAGAUGGAUGGAUGGAUGAAUGGGCCAAGGGCCUUGUAUCUAUAGAGGACUGUGUCACGAUCAGGGACUUGUCUUAUUUUCCUCUCUUUCAUGAUCUCUCCUUUUCUCUCUUUAUCCACAAAUCCUCCUGUAUAAUAUAUUAUCUCCAGUCCUCUAUGUAAGUGAUAAUGCCUGAGAAGCCGGUGUUUGGAGGAUAUAUUGGCACGGGUUAGGCCCCGAGACUGAGUCUUAUAUAUAUAUCCUCCAAACACCGGCUUCUCGGGCAUUACCACUUUUACACAACGGGUUACCAACACAUUCAAAUGAUGAUUGACAUAUUUUCAUUAAACGUUAUUUUGAUGAAUUUAUUCAUACUAUUUUGUCCUUAAACACAAUAUAUUUAUAUAGUCCAGACACAAAAUCUAUGGUUGCUACCCAAGCCAGCUGGUCGUUCCUUCUAUCGGUUCGGCUGCCAGAGACGCGACCCAGUCGUUCCUUCUAAAUGCUCCAUUGCCGUACUGGCUAGCUACUCCAUACUGGCUAGCUCGCUAGCUACUCCAUACUGUCUAGCUCGCUAGCUACUCCAUACUGGCUAGCUACUCCAUACUGGCUAGCCCGCUAGCUACUCCAUACUGGCUAGCCCGCUAGCUACUCCAUACUGGCUAGCCCGCUAGCUACUCCAUACUGGCUAGCCCGCUAGCUACUCCAUACUGGCUAGCUCGCUAGCUACUCCAUACUGGCUAGCUCGCUAGCUACUCCAUACUGGCUAGCAAGUGCAGCCAGAAUAACAACAAAGUAGCUGUUUUCUAGUUAGAUUUCUUUUGGAUACAACCAAUAACAAUGAACUAAUGAUGUGCAAUUUUGCCUGGCAGAGAAAAUGUGCUCUCUUGUCAGGACACUGUUCAGACAAAAGAAAUACAAUCCAUGACAUCAAUUUGAACUGAUGUUAAUAAAUGAAAUCCACCACA
This is a messenger RNA of Oncorhynchus mykiss (rainbow trout), 2487 nucleotides long. It is a transcript of the gene arfip2b, whose product is annotated as ARF interacting protein 2b. Lineage: Eukaryota; Metazoa; Chordata; Actinopteri; Salmoniformes; Salmonidae. Gene Ontology annotation, molecular function: phospholipid binding; protein domain specific binding. The record is from RefSeq and is a predicted model, not a curated record. Gene Ontology annotation, biological process: intracellular protein transport; regulation of Arp2/3 complex-mediated actin nucleation. Gene Ontology annotation, cellular component: trans-Golgi network membrane.